AUGGGCAUAGAGGGCUGCCUCCGACGCUUCAUCUCCGGGUUCCUGACAGGGCGGACUCUUCGAGUACGGGUUGGCCGGUCCACCAGCAGCCCCAGGAGCGUGAUGACUGGAGUACCGCAAGGAUCUGUCCUCAGCCCACUGCUCUUCAACCUGGUCCUGGCGGCCCUUCCAGCAGCCAUCCCGGUAGACAGCACGCACUCCGCACAGUGCUCAAUCUAUGCCGACGACGUGGCUCUGUGGGCAUGUGGGCCGAGACGCCACCUACCAGCCAUCCGGCAUUCCCUCCAACACUCCUUGAACGCGGUGGCCUCCUUCUUCAGAGGCAUCGGGCUUCAGGUGUCCCCCACAAAGACUGUGGCCUUGAUGGUCCACCCGAGAGCAGCUGCCAGGGGGAGCGUGCAGAAGCUGGUCCUCAACGGCCGACCCAUCCCAUGGAGUAAGGAGGUGACUUACCUGGUGCUCCGGAUAGACCACCGCCUGACCUGGAUCCCUGCUGUCAAGGCGGCUGUCACCAAGGCGGCGCGGGUCCAGUCCAUGGUCAGCAGGCCCCUGCUGCGUGGAAGGGGCUGCCCUCGGAAGCUGGCCCUACAGCUGUGUCACGGCACUGCCACAGCUGUCAUCCAGUAUGCUCUGCCCUUGGUCCAGCUCUCGUGGCGCCGAAAAGAACAGCUGGAGAAACAGCAUCGCUCGGCCAUCAGGGCGUUCCUGGGGCUCCCACGCUGUUCUCCAGUGGCUGCCACACUGGCAGAGGCACAGACAUCGCCAGUAUCCGUGCUGAUGCUGCGUCAGGCCCUGCAGCAUGUCGACCGGCUGCACCGAACGCCAGACGGAGAGGCUCUGCUGCGGCGCAUCAGGGACCGGCCGACUUCCCGCAUGGGGAGCAUCUGGGCACUCUACCAAGAACUGGUUCCACAGCCCCCCACUCCAGUCCAGCCUCCACCUCCACAUCGGCCGCCGCCAGACAUCAGCCUGCGCCUGGGGAAGCUGACAAAGAGACGCACUCCAGCCAGUCAACUCCAGCAGGCCGCAGUGGAGAAGAUUCACGAGCAGCUGAGUGGCCACCUGUUGCUGUACACGGAUGGCUCCGUCUACAAGAGUCCUCCUUCUGCUGCCGCUGCCUGCACGGUUCCCGAGUUGGGGGUAAGGCUUCAGUGCCGCCUUCCGUUCCCAGCGAGCUCAACAGCAGCCGAACUGGUAGGACUCAAUCUCGCAGCAGACCAUCUUGCCGCCAGCCUCCCUACACAGCCAGUGGCCAUCGUCACGGACUCCCGCACAGCUCUACAGGCCCUGCUGCAGCCCGAUCGAGCCGGCGUCACGGUGAUCCUGCUCCUCGCCAAACUCCAGGCCCUCAAGGACUGCGGGGUCAGACUGUCCAUGCACUGGCUUCCUUCCCACGUUGGAAUAGCCGGCAACGAAGAAGCAGACGCCGCUGCCAAGGACGCGCACCGGAUCGACAUUCCAGUCACAACUGCUGUAGCGGCCUCUGACUUCUCCCGUCAACGGCUGCUGCACCUGCUCAAGGCGGCCCACCCGGACCAACGAAUGGCAAGUUCGUUGGUCCGGGUCCCCCGGCCACUACAGGAGACCGGAUUCCAGUGGCGAGAGCUGAGGCUGCUGCUGCGGCUCCGAACCGGAAGCGCGUGGCCUGCUGCACGCAAGUACAGCAAGGGCCGCUGUUCCUCGCCGGACUGCAGCAGAUGUGGGUCCCCUGAGACGCUGGAGCACAUUCUGUGCUUCUGCCCAGCCCUGGAUGGCCCGCGCGACACCAUGAAGAGGUCCUAA
Molecule: messenger RNA, 1782 nt
Organism: Rhipicephalus sanguineus (brown dog tick)
Lineage: Eukaryota; Metazoa; Arthropoda; Arachnida; Ixodida; Ixodidae
Exons: 1
Coding region: 1-1782 (593 amino acids)
Molecular function (GO): RNA-DNA hybrid ribonuclease activity; nucleic acid binding
Source: RefSeq, a predicted model, not a curated record